CUGAUGCUUGUGUACGAAAAGCACUACGAGAUGGGAAAGCUGAUCAAGCUAGUUAAAGCAAUGGAAGAAAACUUUGAAGACCCUGUGGAUAUAGUUAAAGAAAUCAAGAAAGUGCUUACUUUCGAUGAUCUGCAGAUAGUCGUCUCCAUCAGCAACAACCUCGCAAAAAUCAGGUACGAGAAGGGAAUCUCUAAGCACAUGAUCAAGGCAAUAGAAUACAUGGCAGAAAACACCAGUUUCCUAAAAGGAAAGAACGAAACAAUGGCGCUGGAGAUAGACAAAAGUCUGAAUGGCUUCUACGAAAGCUACAUAACAAACGGGUGCCUAGAAAACACAAUAUACCGCAGAAAAAACGAGAUAACUGAAGAAAUAGCCGGAGACUCUGAGCUGCUCAGCAAAGAGUGCGAGAAAUACAACAAAAAGAGGCUGCAGAAGCUGAUAGAAAUAUCUGGAGCGCGCUUUGAGAACGACGAGCUGGACGAAUCACGCGCCAUCACCUACCUUAAAAACAAAAUAGACGCUCUAGAAUGGAAGCUAAAAAAAGAAGACUUGCAGUCCAAGAAAACCCACGAGCUCCUGUACACCGAGCGCUUCCUCUCUGAAAUAAGCCCGGCCCAGAAGAACUACAUGUUCAGAAAGAUGGAAGAGUUUGCAAAUGCGCGAAAAAUAAAGGUGUUGGAAGCAAGAAAGCCCUUCCUCGCAGAGCUACUUUCAACAAGCAGCAGGCUUCAAAAGCUUAUACUAAUACUGUCAAUCAUUUUUUUUAUAUUUGGAUUUGUCUUAUUCAUAGAAAUCUACAA
Messenger RNA from Nematocida minor, 800 nucleotides. RefSeq lists its product as uncharacterized. The annotation marks the transcript as partial. NCBI's taxonomy places the organism in Eukaryota, Fungi, Microsporidia. The transcript has a single exon. The record is from RefSeq and is a predicted model, not a curated record.